Moneuplotes crassus is the source of this 1310-nucleotide messenger RNA. The record is from the annotation of a GenBank genome assembly. Lineage: Eukaryota; Ciliophora; Spirotrichea; Euplotida; Euplotidae.
AUGGAAGAUAAUCAGCAACAAGAAGAAGUUUUAGACUAUGACGAGAUUGAUGAAAUAGAGGAUAAAGAAGCCCAAGCUGUAGAUGGUGAGCAAGGUGGUGAGAAUAAGCUCACUUAUUCUUCUAUUCACUCUACUUCUUUCAAAGACCAUAUGCUGAAGUAUGAACUCCAAAGAGCCCUCCAAGAUUGUGGAUUUGAGAAUCCAUCAGAAGUCCAGCAACAGUGUAUCCCAAAAGCUAAGAUGGGAGUUGAUGUAUUGUGCCAAGCCAAAUCAGGAAUGGGAAAGACAGCCGUCUUUGUUCUCACUGUUCUAGACCAGCUAGAUGAAAAGCCAGAGCCAGUUUCAUGCCUAGUAAUGGGUCAUACAAGAGAAUUAGCUUUCCAGAUCAAGAAAGAAUUUGAUAGAUUUACCAAGUAUUUCAAAAAUGUCACAUCUGAAGUAAUCUAUGGAGGUAUUCCCAAGAAGCAGCAUAUUAAAAUGCUCAAGGAGACCCCACCAACCGUUGUUGUCGGAACUCCAGGCAGAAUCCUUGAUCUUGCCAUGGGAGGCCACCUCAAACUAGACAAACUGAAGUAUUUUGUCCUUGAUGAGUGUGACAAAAUGCUUGAGGAAGUAGGAAUGAGAAGGGAUAUUCAAAAAAUCUUCGUAAAGACUCCUCACCAAAAGCAGGUAAUGAUGUUUUCAGCAACUAUGGACAAAGAUAUUAGGCCAAUUUGCAAGAAAUUCAUGCAGGAUCCUUUCGAAGUAUUCAUAGAUGAUGAAACUAAAUUGACCCUCCACGGUCUCCAGCAGUAUAUUGUUAAAUUAGAGGAGAAAGAUAAGAAUAGAAAGCUUCAUGACCUCCUCGAUGCCCUCCUAUUCAACCAAGUCAUCAUCUUUGUAAAUGGAGUUGAUAGAGCAAAGGCGCUAAACGGAGUCUUGCUUGAGAGCGGAUUCCCAUCCGUUUGUAUUCAUUCAAGAAUGGGACAAGAAGAGAGAAUCAGCAUUUAUAAGCAGUUUAAAGAUCUUGAAAAGAGAAUCAUGAUUUCGACUGAGAUUUUUGGUAGAGGAAUCGACUUCCAAGGAGUAAACAUCGUUAUUAACUAUGAUAUGCCCAAAGCCACAGAUGACUACCUCCACAGAGUAGGAAGAGCAGGUAGAUUUGGAACCAAAGGAGUUGCGAUCAGCUUCACAAAGGAUGAAGAGGAUGAAAAAGUCCUCACCGAUAUUCAGAGCAGAUUUGAGAUCAAAAUUGGUGAUCUCCCUGAGAAACUUGAGAUAUAGCUCAGUAUAUGCUAAUUGACUUGUAACAAAGUAGAAAUACUCACUGU